Stomoxys calcitrans (stable fly) is the source of this 6021-nucleotide messenger RNA. RefSeq lists its product as uncharacterized. Gene Ontology annotation, cellular component: nucleus; transcription regulator complex. Lineage: Eukaryota; Metazoa; Arthropoda; Insecta; Diptera; Muscidae. The transcript has 30 exons. The coding region runs from base 1729 to 5811 and encodes 1360 amino acids. The record is from RefSeq and is a predicted model, not a curated record. Gene Ontology annotation, biological process: regulation of transcription by RNA polymerase II.
UAAUAUUUUUAUCAAUAUUUUACCGGUCAAUUGACUUUAAAUGACACAAAAGUUAAGAUGGUAGUCUGCAGUUUGGCUCAAGACAAUUUAGAUUUUUGCGAAGGAUACGAGAGUGAGAUGUCUGUUUUUGCCAACGAUAUCAAAGCGCAAAAGAUCUCCAAAUUCAGCUUUGAUAUUUGUGUAGUGAUUACGCCACUGAGGCCAAGAAAGCAUUGUGGAUGUUGCCAUUCAUUUCGCUGCAAAAAAAAACGAUUCCGACUACAUCUACAAUUAUGCCAUAAUACUUGAUGCCACUACUAUUUGUGACAAUGUCAAAAAUAGAAACAACAACCCGUAGCCCUUAGGACGCUGAAAAAGAAACCUUGCUGCCUGCAUGCAAUGCAAUUGGCGGCUCGGUAGUGAACUAUGCAGCGUCAGUGUGCUCUUGCCAAUUGGGAAACUAUAGUAAAUAAAACCCAGACUUGCCAGAUUGCUGUUCUUUAGGUCUCAUGCGGAAGACAAAGGUUCAGAAGAUACUGCUAAGAAAGUUGUGAUCUUAGCAGUAUCUACUGGCCUGUUAAAAUCAUCCUGUGGCAGAUAGGCAACCAACGCCACCGAUCCAGGACAAACAGCUAAAAAGUAUAUACUGUAUUAGUAUCAUCAAAUAUUAACUGAAUGAACCGAAAAAAAGCCCCAGGGAAUUUCUUACAGUGUACGGUCGGAUCGAUUUUUUGUAUGCCCGCGGGCAUUGUUUUAACCUUUUCAACGGUAUUGGUGUUGAUGUCUGAUAUAGAGCGAUGGGUGGUUCAGCGCUACAAAGGGGGGACCCCAGAAUCUAGGCCCGCCUAAUAUUUAGCUUGAUCUAGAAUCUAUGUGGUCUAUAGUAUACUGCCAAUUCUUUUUUAACAUUUGAUAAAUGAAUGCAAAUGCAAAUUUUGCCCAUGAGCAUUCCACUAGGGUAUAGGGGCAAACUUCUCACAUAUCAAUGAGUGCAGUCCGUUUUAAGUUUUAAGCUUAAUGAUAAGGGGCCUCCUUUUUAUAGCCAAGUCCGAACGGCGUGUCGCAGCGCGACACCUCUUUGGAGAGAAGUUUUACAUGGCAUAGUACCCCAUAAAUGUAGCCAGCAUUAGGAGGAGAAAACUACCACUGAAUAUUUUUUUCUGAUAGUCUCGCCAGGAUUCGAACCCAGGCGUUCAGCGUCAUAGGCGGACAUGCUAACCUCUGCGCUACGGUGGCCUCCUGUUAAUUGAAUUAUUUAAAAGUGAUGUUCAUUUCCUUGAGAGCGCAACUUAAUAUUUCUCAAAAUUAUUUCCAGCUGUCAGCCAGUUAUUAAAAGUGCAGUAAAGUGAUGUACUGUAUAAAGUACUGUAAUCAAAUUUACCAAGCGUUUCUGCUUGCCAUGAAGAGCUGUCACUUAUGUCAUAAACAAUACCAAGGCAAAACCAAUCAGCGCGUUGAAGUUUUCCCACAACGCUUGCUAGUUUUUCUUGGUGACCGAAGUAUAACGCGUGGUGGCAUAUUCGCCUGUAAUUACAGCUUUGAGUUGAUAAUAAAAUACAUGGAACUUCUAGCAUUUGAUAAUUAUUUAAAUUAUUAACAUAAGCUUUUCUAAAAUAUAAUCAUACAAACCUCGACCAAAAGCAACGCCCAAUAACAAAAUAAAUUUUAAUUUUGAUGGUGGCCAGAGAGCGUUGUUUUGUGCUGCCAUUCCUCAUAAAGUAGAAUUGAGAAGCUGUGCCACUACAAAAUAUGUUGGAAGAGGUGUAUAUCAAAGAUGAACCAGAGGAGCAGCAGGCUGUGGCCAGUACCAGAGGCAACAAUACCCAUCGGAUGCUUAGAAGAAAAGGUCCUGAAGUGCAUUACCUUCAUGAGGAGCCAAAUGGAUUGGAAGAGAAUUUCUUGAGAAAACAUAAGAUGGACAGUGAUAAUGAGCAAGUUGAGCGAGACGAAGAAUAUACAAAAAGGUCAUCCAAGUGGUCUACAAAUUCCAAAGAGGUUGAAAAGCUCAUCAAGGAAGUUAAAAAACAUAGUAUUUUGUACGCAAAAAACAAACGGGACAAUAAAAAUAUAUAUAAACGCAAACAGGCCUGGAAGACCAUCAGCAAAGCUACUGGCAUGUCGGAGUCCGAUUGCAGAGUGCGAUGGAAAAGUCUGCGUGAUCGUUAUUUAAGGGAAUGUAAAAUGAAAAUGGAAGAAGCUGUGGACAGCGGCUCCGAAACUACUGAAUGGCAGUGGCGUUUUUUUAAAAGCUUAGAAUUUCUUCAUGACCACUUGAUGCCGAAAGAGAAAACUUCAAAUAUAUCAAAAAAGCGACAACAUGCUGAUAAAUUGAAAGCUGAAUCAGAUUCGGAGUUAUCAAAUUCCGAAGAAUACAUAAUAGAUAGCAAUGAAGCUAAAGUGGACAAACUACUCAUCAAGGAAGUUAGAAAUCAUAAAAUUUUGUACGUUCAGAGACAUCUGGAAUUUAAAAAUGAUGCUAAACGUGCACAAGCAUGGCAGUCCAUCAGCAAAUCUGUUGGCUUUCCAGUAUCAUAUUGCCAAACACGUUGGAAAUGUUUGCGUUACCGUUUUGUUAAAGAAUAUAGGAAAAUCUGUCAUUCAAUGGACAGCAGCAGCAAUCAAAUACUUGGAAGUCAGUGGCCUUUUUAUGAAAGCAUGAGCUUCCUUUGCGACCACGUGGUGCCAAGACGAAAAUUGUCUUAUAUAUCAAGUCUACAGCAAGCGCCGACAGUCGUUUAUGAAUUGUCUGAUGAUGAAACUGAGCCAACAAAUGUUGAAGUAUUGCACUCCGAAGACUCGUUAAAUGGUACUGAUACGCUAAGCGAUCUACUAAUCGAAGAAGUUAAAAAACAUGAAGUUUUGUAUUCAAGAAAAAAUCCGUACCAUAAAAACAAAGUUAAACGAGCGGAGGCGUGGGUUGCCAUAAGCAAUUGUGUGGGCAUGACAGAGCUCGAUUGCCAAACACGAUGGCGAAGCAUGCGUGAUCGUUAUGUAAGGGAAUGUAAGAAAAUUCGUAACAAUGAAAUUACAGAAAGUCAGUGGCACUUAUUUAACAGCAUGAGCUUUCUAUGUGAUCAAUUGGGGCCCAAACGAAAAUCAUCGUCCAUAAAAAAGUCACUUCAAAACUCUGUUGAUAAGUUUGAUAAUGCUGAGCCAAAUGCUGAGUUAUUAAGUUCCCAAGUUUCUGAAAUAGAUAACGAAGAACUUGAAUCGCAAACCCAUUUACUAAUCGAGGAAGUUAGAAAACAUCAGUGUUUGUACGUCAAAAAACAUCCGGACUAUAAAAACAAAGUUAUACGAGCGGAUGCAUGGGCUUCCAUCAGCAAGUGUGUUGGCAUGACAGAGUCCGAAUGUCAAACACGAUGGAAAAGUAUGCGUGAUCAUUAUGUUAGGGAAUAUAAAAAAAUCCACGCCAAUCAAAUUACUGAAAGUCAAUAUCAUUCCUUUGACAGCAUGAGCUUUCUUGACGAUCAAGUAGCGGUAAAAAAGAUCAAAUCAAGAUCGAUUUCUGAAGGCUCAGACAUUUAUAACGAAGAACUUGAACCGCAAAGUGAUAUACUACUAAUCCAGGAAGUUAAAAAACAUGAGUUUUUGUACGUAAGAAAGCAUCCAGACCAUUGUAACAGAGUUAAACGAGCGAAGGCGUGGAUUUCCAUCAGCAAAUGUGUUGGCUUGACAGAAUCCGAAUGCAGCACUCGAUGGAAAAGUAUGCGUGAUCGUUAUGUUAGGGAAUAUAAUAAAAUCCGUUUCAAUGAAAUUUCUGAAAGUCAAUGGUACUUAUUUGACAGCAUGAGCUUUAUUAGUGAUCAAGUGGUGUGCAAACGAAAAUCUUCAUCAUUUAUACAACAACCACAUGACAACUCUGUUGAUGGGACUGAUGAUGAUGAGUCAAAUACUGAGAUUUCUAAAGUUUCGGAAAUGUAUAACGAAGAACCUGAAUCGCAGAGUGAUAUACUUCUAAUCAAGGAAGUUAAAAAACAUAAGCUUUUGUACGUAAGAAAACAUCCGCAAUAUGGUAACAAAGUUAAACGAGCGAUGGCGUGGGUAUCCAUCAGUAAAUCUGUUGGCAUGGAAGUAUCGGAAUGCCAAACACGAUGGAAAACUAUGCGUGAUCACUUUGUUAGAGAUUAUAAUAAAAUCCGUGGUAAUGAAAUUACAGAAAGUCAAUGGUACUUAUUUGACAGCAUGAGGUUUCUUUGCGACCAAGUGACGCCAAGAGCGAUCAUAUCAAGAUCGAUUUCUGAAGGCUCCGAAAUUUAUAACGAAGAACCUGAACCGCAAAGCGAUAUACUUUUAAUCAAGGAAGUUAAAAAACAUAAGCUUUUGUACAUAAAAAAACAUCCUGACCAUUGUAACAGUGUUAAACGAGCGGAGGCGUGGGUUUCCAUCAGCAAAGGUGUUGGCAUGAAAGAGUGCUAUUGCAAUAGACGAUGGAAAACUUUACGUGAUCGUUAUGUUAGGAAUUAUAAAAAAAUUCUUAAUAAUGAAAUUACUGAGUGUCAAUGGAACUUAUUUCAUAGCAUGAGCUUUCUUUGUGACCAAGUGGAGUACAGAAUAAAAUCAUCAUCAUUUAUACAAGAAUCACAAGACAACACUGUUGAUGAGUUUGAUGAUUCUGAACCAAAUGCUGAGAUAUUGAUUUCCAAAGUUUCGGAAAUGUAUGACGAAGAUCCUGAAUCGCAAAGCGAUAUACUACUAAUCGAGGAAGUAAAAAAACAUGAGCUUUUGUACGCAAGAAAACAUGGGGAAUAUUGUAACAAGGUUAAACGAGCGAUGGCGUGGGUUUCCAUCAGCAAAUGUGUUGGCAUACCAGAGUCCGAUUGCUAUACACGAUGGAAGAGUUUGCGUGAUCGCUAUGUUAGGGACUAUAAAAAAAUCUGUGCUAAUGAAAUCACUGAAAGUCAAUGGAACUUAUUUGAUCGCUUGAGCUUCCUUUGUGACCAUGUGGCGCCAAAAUGGAUCUUAUCAAGACCACCAAAGAAACAAGAAGCACUUCAUAAUUUUAAUGUUAAAUUUGAUGAGGCUGAGCCAAUUACUGAAGAUGGGGCUGAGCCAAAUACCGAAGGCUCGGAAAUGUACAAUGAAGAAUCUGAACCGAUGGUCGAAGUACUCAUCGAAGAAGUUAAAAAAAAUAAACUAAUAUACGCAAAAGACCAUCCGGACAAUAAAAACCGAUCUAAACGUGAGCAGGCAUGGCAGACGAUUAGUAGAAGUUGUGGUUUGCCAGUGCAUGUUUGCAAAGCUCGAUGGAAAAGUUUGCGUGAUUAUUAUGCUAAGGAAUUUCAUCAGAUCCAAGAUGCAUUGAAAGAAGGCUAUCAAGCUUUUGAAAGCGGUUGGUAUUUGUUUAAGACCAUGGACUUCCUCCGCGGACAUGCUACCCGAAGAAAAAAAAAGGAACCAGCACCUACACCAGUCAACAAAGAAUUUGAUAAUGAUGAUGAAUUAAAUGUUGAAAUGUUGAUUACGGAAGACUCGGUGGUAGAUUACGAUGACGCUGUAGCGCAAUCACCUCCCUUUUACGAGUAUAUUGAAGAGCAAACACAGCAGCAAACACCAAAACAUGAAUCUUAUCCUAACACAAAUUGGUAUCGAAAGAGAAGUAGCAGCUACAACGAUGUGUUAGAUGAGUUUCCAGAUGAAAUGUCAGCCACUGCUGAAAAGCGUUUAUGUAUUGAGGCCAAAGAAGCUCCGAACGAUAAUGAAAAUACGCAUGAGGGAUUUUUCCUCAUGAUUCGGGAACUUUUUAAAAAGAUGCCAGAAGAAGAUGUUGAUGAUUCCAAAAUUUACUUUCUCAACUAUUUACAUGCCAAGAUCAAGAAGAAAUGUUCAUAAAUGUUUUAUAGAUAUACAAACAAAAAAUCUAUGCGAGUAUGUGUUUGUAUGUAUUUAAGAUAUAAAUAUGCUAAAUACAAAUAUUGCUCACAAGUUUAUUUGAUCCAUAUAUACACCCAAAGAGCUUCAAACCGAUUUUCUUAUGUGUAUAUAGUACGUUAAGUAUUUGAAUAAAAUCCAUUUAGGAUCUCCAGUCCAGUUGUUUAUGUA